UAUAUAUAUAUAUAUAUUUUCCCUAGCUACCAUAUUGGGCAUGCUAAGGAAACUUAGAUAAGGAAUUAAAGGAGGAAAAAGAGUGAAACCAACCUUUAUAUAUUUGCUGUAGAUAAAAAUAGUUUAUGUUAUUCUCCAGUUGAGGGUAAUGGCACUCUUGAUCUUGGCAAUUCUGAUUACUGCAGUUAUAAGCAAAGAAGCAUACUUUGUCCAUGGUGACAUUGGCACUGCAUCGUAUUAUAACCCACCAUAUAUACCAACUAAAUGUGAUGGUAAUAGAGAAGAACAGUUUCCACCUGGGAACUUGUUUGUUGCAGUUAGCGAGGGAUUAUGGGACAAUGGUGCCGCUUGUGGGAGGCGUUACCGAUUAAGAUGCCUGAGCGGACCUAAGCGACCAUGUAAGCGGAGAACCAUUGAUGUCAAAGUGGUGGAUUUCUGCCCUUUCACUCCAUGCCCCUCUACUAUCAUGCUGUCCAGGGAUGCUUUUGCUGCUAUUGCACAUAAACAUGGAAGGAAAAUCAAUAUAGAAUAUAUACAGAUUUGAAGAAGAAGCUACUAUUAAUACAAUCAUAUCGAAGUAGCAGUUUCAGCCUGUGUAAGAAAGAAAAAUACAUGCAAGGAAGACACUAGAAAUGUGAUCAAGAUGUUAAUAUCAAGUUUGUAAAUUCUUUCACCGAUACAAGGAAAUAUCAGUAACAUUUGCGAUA
Gossypium arboreum is the source of this 707-nucleotide messenger RNA. Its product is annotated as EG45-like domain containing protein 2. The record is from RefSeq and is a predicted model, not a curated record. The transcript has 3 exons. The coding region runs from base 149 to 544 and encodes 131 amino acids. Lineage: Eukaryota; Viridiplantae; Streptophyta; Magnoliopsida; Malvales; Malvaceae.